AGCUAUGAAGAACAUACUUCUAGAUUUGCUCUUGGUUCCAGUAUACGAUUAAGUUUCUAAAGAAAAUUCUUUAUGACGACGUCUCCUGACGCUGAUCCUUGUAAGAAAUUUGCCUGCAAAUUGCAAAAGUGUUUAAACGAGAAUAUCUACCAACCAUCUCGUUGUCAAGAAGUCAUUGAGGAGUUAAGAAUAUGUUGUAGAAAGUAUUCUAAUCAAUCCACAGUUUGUGAGGGCAUAAAUAUUACUAAGCCAUACGAACAUAAAACUAUUGACUUUCGGAAAGCCUUGAAAUAAAAGAUGAGGGACAAGGUAUUAGGGAAGAGAACUUUGUCACAACGUUUUCCACGUCUCACUAUUUCUGCAGGUAC
This is a messenger RNA of Dinoponera quadriceps, 368 nucleotides long. RefSeq names its product cx9C motif-containing protein 4. Gene Ontology annotation, cellular component: mitochondrial intermembrane space. The transcript is spliced from 3 exons. Lineage: Eukaryota; Metazoa; Arthropoda; Insecta; Hymenoptera; Formicidae. Bases 73 to 294 code for a protein of 73 amino acids. The record is from RefSeq and is a predicted model, not a curated record.